Molecule: messenger RNA, 3147 nt
Organism: Pseudonaja textilis
Lineage: Eukaryota; Metazoa; Chordata; Lepidosauria; Squamata; Elapidae
Gene: LRRC28
Product: leucine rich repeat containing 28
Cellular component (GO): cytoplasm
Molecular function (GO): protein binding
Source: RefSeq, a predicted model, not a curated record
UUGACGCUCGGACGGCCCGAGGAGGUGUUUUCUUUGGACGAGCCGGUGCUUUCGCGCAGAGGGAGGAGGUUUCUCCUCCUCCUCCUCCGGCCGGGAACCGCCGGUGAGCUAGCUGGCCCCGAGGCGGCUUCUCCCACGGGGGAAAAGCUGCCGUCCUUCGGUUUCUCCUUCCACCGAAAUGAUCCAUUUUUGCCAUGAAUAGAGAUCUAAUAAGGUGGCUGGAUCAAUAUCUGCCAUGGCAUCAGAACUUUGUAAAACGAUAUCAGAGGCAAAGCUAGAAAGGCACAAGAAUUUAUUCUUGAACUAUCGAAAUCUUCAUCAUUUUCCUUUAGAAUUGCUGAAGGAUGAAGGUCUGCAGUACUUGGAGAGAUUAUAUAUGAAAAGAAAUUCGUUAACUACCUUGCCAGAAAACCUUGCCCAAAAACUUCCAAAUCUUGUGGAACUAUAUCUGCAUUCAAAUAAUAUUGUUAUUGUACCUGAAGCAAUUGGUUCUUUGGUUAAACUGCAGUUUCUGGACUUGAGUGACAAUGCUCUUGAAAUUGUAUGCCCAGAGAUUGGGCGUUUGCGGUCUCUACGCCACCUUCGAUUAGCUAAUAAUCAGCUAAAAUAUUUGCCAGCAGAGCUUGGAGACCUUAAAGAGCUACAGACGCUGGACAUCUCAACCAAUCAUUUGAUAACCUUGCCUGAAAAGCUGCACAUGUGCCUCUCUCUUCAGUACCUCACUGCUGACCAGAAUCAUCUCUGGUAUGUCCCUCGCCAUCUUUGCCAGCUUCCCAGCCUCAAUGAGUUGUCCAUGGCGGGAAACCAGCUUGCAUUCUUGCCUCUUGAUUUAGGUCGUUCCCGGGAACUGCAGUAUGUUUAUGUGGAUAACAACGCUCACCUUAAAGGUCUCCCUUCUUACCUUUAUAACAAAGUCAUUGGUUGUAAUGGCUGCGGCUCUCCCAUUCAGAAAACAGAAUUGCAGCUUCUUUCCUUUUCAUCGGGACAGUUGACGGUGUUCCUCCCAGCAGAGGUGAAGUUAAUAGGGACGGAAUUGGAUCGUGUGCUCCCCUUGCAGGAGGCGGCCAUGAGGACCCUGUAUAACCUAUACUGCCAGUCUCUAAAAGAUUUGAAGUUCAUGACUCCGAUCUCAUUACCUAGAAGCCUUCUGGAUUUGCUGCACUGCCCUCUGGGACACUGCCACCGUUGCAGUCAGCCCAUGUUCACUAUUGUCUACCCAAAGCUCUUCCCCUUGAGAGAGACACCGAUGGCUGGAUUACAUCAGGGGAGAACAAGAGUGAGUUUUGUGGCAUAUUGCUGCUCCACCCAAUGUCUGAAGACCUUUGACCUAUUGAGCUGAUAAAUACUUAAAGCUAUUCAGGAGCUGUGCCAGCUUCAAAGCAGCAGCAUUAGACUGUGGCUCCUGAUCGGGCUGGAAUUUGUGAGUGUAUGUGCCAAAGCAGCGGGAGGCAACAUGUCCCGGCUGGAAACACGGAGAACCACCUCCACCUGGCUCCUAUCAAAUCUGGACAAAAGGCAGAAACUCUCGUGAAAACAUUCGUGGUUGUCCAGCUUUAGAAAAUAUCUAACACCUCCCCAGGGCAGAGGAUCAAGCAAGCAAACACGAGAGCGAAGACCCUGCCAGACCCUUUAAAAACUCAUACACGUGGCUCAAGUUGCAUUUUAUACAUCGCUUGGGCUGUGUGGGCAAUAUCAGUUAGUGUGGGAUUUUUUUUUAACGAUACCUUUGCAGUCCUCGUAGCUUUUUCAAUUAUUUCCCUGCUUGGUUUCCUGUUACUGCUCUCUUGAGAAGCAACUGUUUCAAAUAACCAUUUAUUCAUGCUAGUGAGGUUUUUCCCUACUUCCCAUUAAGGGCCUAAUGCACAUUUUCUUUCUUCCCGCCGCCCCCAUCAUCUGAUGUCUUGAUAGGGACUUAAAGAUGUACUUGCAGAAAAACUUCUCUGUUGAACCUAAUUGGACGCAGUUGGGUAGGUAAAGAUAAGUGUUUUCGGCUAUUUUUCAUAUGUGGUUGAAGUCCCAAAGAAAGCAGCAUUGGCAGCCACAGAAAGUGGAUUUCUCCUUUGUCGGUGACUCUUUAUAAAACUUUUUUCACCUUUGAUAUCGAAGAACUGAAUGAGGUUUUUAAAAUGCCAGUAGACUUAGAGUAAGUUACAAGUUGUCUUUGGCUUCCCCUCCAUAUUUUAAAUAUAAAUAGUUUUGUGAAUACAGUAUUAUUAAUAUUUUAUUGUAAGCCUAGGGUCUCCGUGCGUGUUGAACUAAAUCCCCUUCCGGUCGUACUCAUUGCCUACGGGGGCUGUGCAUGGUGGGAGUUGUAGUCCAGCAUAUCAGGAGAGCACCGCGUUGUAAACGUUUUGUAUUGUAUGCUCUUUGGAGCCCCUGUUUCCAUAACUUUUCUUUUUCCCAUCUAAAAUCGGAGAAGCUGCAAAAAAAAGGGUUGAAACAAACUCAUUUUCCCUACAUUAUUAUGGUGGCGUUUUAAGUUGCGCUCAAUAACUUGCAAACUAUUUCUGCUCUGGAGGCUGCUUCUUAGAAUCUUUAUACUUAAAACAGCUCAGAAAUCAGCCAUUUAACACUUUGGGGAGGGGGGGGGAAGAGGAGGGAGAUCAACUCCUAAAGAGUUUACAAAUAUUUUUCAAAACUUUUGUGGUUCGCAUCCUUAUCAGGGACAGCUGCUUGCAAUUUUGACCUAUUGAAUUCUUCAUGUGUUAAUAGCUCGUAAUUUGAAAAAUUAUAUAUUUUUUAAAAAGUGGCAUAGUGGAGAAAGGUUAGCAACAGAAUCAACUACAUGGCAAGGGUUAAUGAGAGAAGAUAUGUGUUUUUGAUGCCAGCAAGAAUUGCCCCCUUCCUUUUAUGCUUUCACCCUCCUGAAAGAUGUCUUAAAAAUCAGUUCCAUGAAAUCCAGGCUAAAAUAUGCAUAUUAUGAACAAUUGGUUGGUAGAAUUCUGAACAGUACAGCUAUAAAGUCUUUGAGACAGAGCAUACCUGUGCCGCGUAAAGCAGCACCUAAACAUAAUAGCUAAAGGGAAACACGAAUCCUUUCACCUGAAUUUUCUAAAGUGCAGCAAAAAUACAAGUAUCUGCCUGCACUUCUUAGCUGUGGUUCUGUGAAUCCUAGGUAAGAAAUUGCAAUCAGAUAGGUUUGUAUUC